GACCUGACACAUGUAUGUUACAAAAUCUGAUCUAUGUAUGAGAGAAAAAAGCAAAAGUCCGAUUUGAUGCGUUGAAUUCCUUCGGAGAGAUGUCAUCGUUGUAAGUGCUGGAUGUGACACAGCAGCAGUGAAUAUGGGAGAUCUGGCCGACUCCAGAGAUCCGAAAAACACUUUCAUUGUUCCUGCCAUCAAGUCCUUUGAUCAUUAUGAUUUUAAUAGAGCUAAAAUCAGAGCCAGCCUCACAUGGCUGGUGGCCAAAGCCUUUGGUACAGACAGUGUUCCAGACGACCUGAGCGAGCCCUUCUACAGGGACCAGUAUGAGCAGGAGCACCUGAAGCCUCCGGUGGUGGGCCUGCUGCUGUCAGCUGAGCUGUACUGCAGAGCAGGAAGUCUGAUUCUGAAGAGCGACGCUGUUAAACCUCUGCUGGGUCAUGACGCCGUCAUCCAGGCUCUGGCUCAGAAGGGCCUGUACGUCACCGACCAGGAGAGACUGGUGACCGAGAGAGACCUGCAGAAGAAGCCCAUUCAGAUGAGCACCCACCUGGCCAUUAUUGACACGCUGAUGAUGGCGUACACAGUAGAGACGGUGAGUGUGGAGAAGGUGAUGGCCUGCAUGCAGCAAUACUCCACCGAUUACCCAGACGGAGACGUGCCCUAUGACACAGAGGAUGCGGUCACUAGCUGGAUGAAUAAGGUGAACGAAUACUUGAAAGAAAUCAUAAUGCAGGAGCAAAGGAGGAUGGAGGCGCAGAACGCAGAGCCUGUUGAGAAUCCAAAGUCUCCAACCAAGUGGUAUACGAAGCUGGUUCCUGCGCGUUAUAGGAAGGAGCAGGUUCUGCCCAAGAUGGUGCCAUGGAUCCCUCCGGUGGACAACCUCCUGAAGGACAGCACAGAUGGCUGUGCCCUCGCAGCCCUGCUGCACUUUUACUGUCCCGCCAUCGUCCACCUGGGAGACAUUUGCCUGAAGGAGACCAUGUCGCUGGCAGACAGUCUGUACAACCUGCAACUCAUCCAGGACUUCUGCAAGGAACACUUGAACCACUGCUGCCACUUCAAUCUGGAGGACAUGCUCUACGCUCAUUCGUCCAUCAAAAAUAACUAUCUUGUGUUUAUGGCUGAGCUCUUCUGGUGGUUCGAGGUUGUUAAGCCGCCAUUCGUCCAGCCUCAGGUGCUGGAAACUGAAGCACCAGCCCCUUCACUGAAAAAUCUGCCAUCUGUGCCCAUCUCAAAAGUCACAAAGAGAAGUUUCAUGGAAAGACCUCCUAGUCCGGACAGACCAAGUCUCCCUCUCCGACCUCAACCACAGAAUUCAGGCUCAGGUGAGAUCAAGCGAUCAACCUCAAUGUCAUUUGUGGAAAGCUUCAUGGGUACUUGGCCCAAAGAGAAGAAGUCUGCUGCUCAGGGAGUGUCCUUUGAAAUCCCAUUUGAUAAAGAGAGCACCAAUCAAACACCCACUGGCCGAGGGAUGACUCGGUCUGUCAGCACUGAAGGUUUUGGUUUCAAGAUACCCCACGGCACCAGGGGCAUCAAGAGAAACCUGUCCUUUCAGCCUGUCAACGGAAAGAACAUGGGCAUCGAGGAGGAAGGCUGUCCUGACAGCCUGUCAGGAAACCAUAAUGGCCGUCUAAAUGGCUCAGGGCCACCUAGCAUCGAAGAGGCUCUUGAGAUCAUCCACAACUCAGAGAAGAAAUCUCAGAGCCCCAGGGACCAUGCGCCCAGUGAGGGCUUCUUUCUUCACCUCCAGAAUAAAAGUGAAUUGAACCCUGAAGCAAAGGAUGGGGAGCUAGUCUCAGUUUCAGAAAUGUCCAAAGGGGUUGCUAGCACAUCCACCACUGAAGUAGACACCGGCAUACAUGUGCGGACGGAGGACAUCCAAGAGACCCUAGAUGAGGACUCAUCCCUUAGGGAUUGUACUGUCAGUAUGGAGCUUGAUACGGAUCAAGACUUUGAGGCAAGAGCUUGCCAUAGCCAGGGCUCUACAAGCCCAUGUCCCAGCAGCCUAAGCAGCAAGUCCCCUGCCGGAAGCGCCCCUGCUUUUACACCUGGGAUUAAGAUGACCAGCUUUGCUGAGCAGAAAUUCCGUAAACUGAAUCCAAACGUGGAGGCCAAAGCUGCUGCAUCCCAAAGCACAGCACCAGACAGUUCAGAUCUCGGCAUUCCUCACUCUGUUUCCUGGGCUCCUUCACCUGAGGUCAGCCCUGCACAUCAGCCAUCCAAGGAUCCGGCCCAGGCCAUGGCUGCAGAAAUGGUGCAGCUGCGCAUGAGACUUGAAGAGAAGCGUCGAGCCAUUGAGGCUCAGAAGAAGAAAGUAGAGGCUGCUUUUACCCAGCACCGUCAGAAGAUGGGACGCAGUGCUUUCCUCACAGUUGUCAAGAGGAAAGGAGUAGAUGGCACCUCACCUUCUCAAGAGGACACUCCCAGCUCAGAGGGAAGCAAGACGCCAGCGGAGACACCUCAGCCCAUCAAGUCUCCGGUGAAGUCUGCGGGGGAGGACGGUACAUCCGAGGCGGACCUGAUGGAAUACACACGCUCCAUUGAGAAGCUCAAUGCUUCCCUGAGCUUCUUGCAGAGUGAGAUGCAGCGGCUGGCCCAGCAGCAGGAGGUAAUCAUGCAGAUGCGGGAGCAACAGGCUUGGGUUGUGUCGCCAACUCAACCUUCGCCACAGAAGCAAGUGCGAGAGCUCAGAAGGAGUGGGGCACGCUCUUCAGGCUCUCCCUCACCUGCAGAUUCUCCUAGAGCUACGCACCGUUCUCCUACAAACCUUAAGAGGAAGUCUGCUUCUUUCCAUUCCAAGACACCAAGGACACCCAGACCCAGUGAGCUAAAGAUCACUCCUUUCAGCCGAGUCCUGACCGUUCCACAGUCUGUGGACAGCAUACCACGCUUGAGAAGGUUCUCCCCAUCUCAGUCCGUGUCCUGCUCAUUUUCUUAUUUGGGAAAAGAGAAGAAACCACCAUCAGGAGCUGAAGCCACAGACAAGGACAUAGAACAAGGCCUUGAGUCAUUGUCAAUUGAAUGUUCUGCUGGUACCAUCACCUCCCCAACCAAAGAAACCCAACAGGCUGUAACCGAAGACGCUGACUUGUCAGCCAAGGAGCCAGUAGAUAGGGGAGAGGAGAGCAAGAUGGAGAACAAACCAACUGAGGAAAGGGAACAGCUUAAGAAGCCAACAAAUGCGAUUAAGCCGGCUGUGGAAUCUAGUGUGUCACAGAUUUUGUCGCAGAUUGUAAUGGAGCCCGUCAUUGUCACUCCUACUGAGCCAGUUGACAUCACCCAUCAGACCAACAAAAAUUUGAUUGAGGUUCCACUGUCUGUUCUCAAGCCCCUGGAUGGACAGGCGUUGAAAGAGGAAGGCGAGAAGGAGACUUCAGGGGAAAAUCUAGACGAUGAGCAGAAAAUGUGCUGUGGAUUCUUUUUCAAGGAUGAUAUGAAGGAAGAGGAUAGCAUGGCCAUAAAGCGAGCAGCACUUCUGGAGAAAAGGCUGAGAAGAGAACGGGAGAGCCAGCAGAGGAAACAACAGCUGGAGGCGGAGCUUGAGCAAAAGAAAGAAGAGGCCAGACUGAAAGCAGAGGAAGACCGCAUGAAGAAGGAAGAAGACAAAGCCCGACGGGAAUUUAUCAAACAGGAGUACCUGAGGAGAAAACAGCUGAAGCUUAUGAAGGACAUGGACACGCUUGUCAAACCGCGUCCUGCGGGGGCCAAACAGAGGAAACCACGGCCCAAGUCCAUCCACAGAGAUGUGAUGGAGUCCCCCAGGACUCCUGUCAGGGUCACGGCAGGUUCACGACCUCGUGUUUUUUCAGUUUCCAGCCUGUCUCUGGCAUCUCUUGGAGAUAAUGACAGUGUCAACUCAGAUAAGAAAACACAAAGAAGCAAUAGCUUAGCAUCUGGCAGUCUUUUCUUCUUUUUGAGCUCUCCUCGUGUGAGAAAUAGAAGCAGGCCUGACUCAGCAGACGGUUGCCUGUCACCCACUCGCUCCAGCAGCCGUAACGGAGAGAAAGACUGGGAGAAUGGUUCAACCACAUCCUCACUGACGUCCAACACCGAAUACACAGGUCCCAAAUUAUAUAAGGAGCCCAGUGCAAAGUCAAAUAAGCAUAUAAUUCAGAAUGCUUUGGCACAUUGCUGUUUGGCUGGCAAAGUCAACGAAGGACAGAAAAACAAGAUUUUGGAAGAAAUGGAGAAAUCAGGGGCCAACAACUUCCUGAUCCUGUUCCGAGAUUCCGGCUGCCAGUUCCGCUCGCUCUACACCAACUGCCCUGACACAGAGGAGAUCAACAAAUUGACCGGCAUCGGUCCUAAAACCAUCUCACGCAAGAUGAUCGACCGCCUCUACAAGUACAACUCCGAUAGGAAGCAGUUCAGCCAAAUUCCAGCCAAGACCAUGUCGGCAAGCGUCGAUGCCAUCACGAUCCACAGCCACCUGUGGCAGACCAAAAAAUCAGGAACGCCGAAGAAAGUAGCGGCCGUGAAGUCCUAGUGUUUCUCGACGGCAGACGUACACAAUCUCAAUGCACUUGUUUGUACAUAAUGGAAUCCUACAACACUUUUUACACUCUUCCGUCAGUUGUCGUUCGGACACACAAGAUUAUGCACAACUGGAAUGUAAAACUCUAUGGGGUGGCAAAUGGAUCAAACUCAUGUGAGACUGUGUGAUUCAAGUUGUUUUGCUGCACCGCGUACGUGUUGUUUUUAUAUAAAUGUGCCAAAAAAAAAGGAAAAUAAUGAAAAGUUGUCAUUGAUGACCUGUUAUUUUAAUUUGGUACACUAAAGCACUGAAUGUUCUUAGUUUGUACAGAAAUCUCGCACAUAUGUUGACGUGUGGCCUUAUGUUGCUUUUUGUCUAUGUUUUUAUUUGAAUGAUUUUUUACGACUGUCCUGAUACGAUUGUACGGCUGCUUAUGGAAAGGUUCUCACAUGCAUAGCUUGUGAUUAUAACAGUUUAGUACUGUAAGGGAAUCCUGUCAUAUCUAGUAUACAUUAACCAGUGUGCUAAUGUGCAGUGAGUGAUUUAGUUUGCAGGCCAAACCCACUUUUGAUGGGUUUUAACAUUAUCUAAUGGCAUUGAUUCACAGCAGGAUUGUGAAUUCAUUUCAUUCCGUUCCUGUAGAUGUUUUUGCUUUUUUUAUAUAUAUAUUUGGGGGGUUGGACCGACUGAUGGAAAUGUUCAGCAUAAUGAUCUAUUUAAUCAAUAUUUAUCUUUCAUAAAAGGUCUUAAAUAAGACUAGGGGUUAGAAAACCAAACCUUUCUGUCGGUGCGAUUAAACAAAAAUCAGGUGGACUGAAUUGUUUGAACGAUAUUUCCAUGGAUGAAGAUGAAUAACAUCAUGUGCUGGAGUCAUAAUUAUUUUCAAAAUACUUUUGUACUGUUAUGUAUGCUUGUGGUGACUGAUCGGAAGUAUUUUCCUGUCCCGGGUCACACAAAAGUAUUAAAAGCAGUUUACCAAAUGAUAUAUUUUCCCGGAUUGUUGGAGCCAUUUCCGUGUUUUGCGACUGAGGGCUAAAUCGUUUGAUUGGUAAAUUAUUUUAAAUAAUAAAAAUAAUUUAUAAGGGGUUAAAACAUGCCGCAUUUUUACGCCUGGAGUCUGUGUGGCAUUUUAAGAUGUUACGAAUCUCAGUCUGUUAGCAUUUACCCUUAAAGUGUGAUCAUCUUAGUGAAAUUUUGGUGAAAAUAUGAAUUUUCGUUGGCGAAAAGGUCCAUUGGUAACAGUGAAGCCAUGAAGAAGUCACUGUCAAACCAAGCAGCUUUUUAUUGGCCAAAGUGCAAAAUUUGUGUGAAUCUGUUGCGAAAUCUGCAAGCGGUAUUCAACUUAAUUUCGCCAGCAAAAAUUCGCUAGAUUAUAGUAGCUAAAUGAAACCACACCUUUAAUCCUUUUAAGGCAGAAUGUGGCAGUAUACGGGUAGAGGCUUUGUUGCCUGACAAAAAAAAAACGGCCUUCCUUUUGUGCCCUUUAUUUCAGAAGGAAUUGUAAAAACUGCAGUAAUUUUUGGUGCUUGCCUCUCGAAACAUAAAAUUGCACACCUGUUCUCCCAUUCCAACAUUUCUUGAGUAGUUUGAGUGAUGUGUCGGUGUUUGGAAUGGAAAUAUGUGCACAGCCCUGAAUAUACGGUAGAAUGGUACUACUGGAAACAAAUGUUAUUUCGAGCCACCAACAAGGGUUAUUAAACUGUAAAUGAGCACGAUAGAAAACUGUACAGCGUGUGUUCUCUAAUCUCUCCAGCACUCUCUCUCUCUCUCUUAUUUUCUUUCAGGCGCUGUGCUGUCAUAUUGUUCAAGUAACAUGUUCGAUUUCAACUGCAUUCAAUAAAUUUCGCAUGGCCUCA
Messenger RNA from Sinocyclocheilus anshuiensis, 6324 nucleotides. RefSeq names its product calmodulin-regulated spectrin-associated protein 2-like. NCBI's taxonomy places the organism in Eukaryota, Metazoa, Chordata, Actinopteri, Cypriniformes, Cyprinidae. The record is from RefSeq and is a predicted model, not a curated record. The transcript is spliced from 19 exons. Gene Ontology annotation, biological process: neuron projection development; negative regulation of microtubule depolymerization; cytoplasmic microtubule organization. Gene Ontology annotation, cellular component: microtubule minus-end. Gene Ontology annotation, molecular function: spectrin binding; microtubule minus-end binding; calmodulin binding. Bases 134 to 4480 code for a protein of 1448 amino acids.